Messenger RNA from Prorocentrum cordatum, 2794 nucleotides. NCBI's taxonomy places the organism in Eukaryota, Dinophyceae, Prorocentrales, Prorocentraceae. The record is from the annotation of a GenBank genome assembly.
AGCGGUGUUCUAGUCAAAACGAAAAUCCGACACGAAGACGGAUCUAUCCUCCUGACCCUAUCCCAUCGCCUUCUCCUCCCCUGCUUCUCUCCCCAUCCACUUCCCGCCUCUGUCCGCCGGCGCCAGAAACUGUGGACCCUGGCUACGCUGGCCUGGCGCUCGUCUACGCUUUCGAGCUGGCCAACCUCAUGAAGUGGUCCGCGCGCAUGGGCGCAGAGGUCGAGCAGAAGAUGAACGCGGUGGAUCGGACGCUCGACUACACCAUGAACAUCGAUCAAGAGUCCCCCUGGGAGCUGCCCGGAGACAACGCUUUGGAUCCCGAGUGGCCCACCGCCGGGACCUUGAAGUUUGAGAACGUGACUAUGAGGUACCGGGAAGGCCUCGAGCCUGCUCUGCAGGGGGUGAAUUUCGAGCUCCAGGGCGGCGAGAAGAUCGGGGUGUGUGGCCGCACCGGCUCGGGGAAGUCCAGCCUGAUCGUGUGCGUCCUCCGGAUCACGGAGUUCACGGGGCGCGUCCUCAUCGACAGCGUCGACAUCAAGGACCUCGGGCUGCACAGGCUGCGGCACGCCAUCUCCAUGAUCCCCCAGGACCCGGUGCUGUUCUGCGCCACCCUGCGCAGCAACCUCGACCCGCUCGGGCUGGCCGAGUCGGACGAUAGGUUGCUGUCCACCCUCGAGUUGGUCCACCUCAGGGCCGAGGUCGAGGCGCUGGGCGGCCUGGACCACCGCAUCGCGGAGGGCGGCACCAACCUCUCGGUGGGCCAGCGCCAACUGGUCUGCCUCGCGAGGUCCGUGCUGCGGCGCUCGCGCCUGGUGCUGCUCGACGAGGCCACCGCCAGCAUUGACCAGGAGACGGACCAGAUUAUCCAGACGACUAUCCGGGCGGAGUUCAGGGGCAGCACCUUUUCUCUCCUCCACGGUGUUCACCAUCGCACACCGCAUCAACACCAUCCUCGACAGCGACCGCGUGUUGGUCAUGAAGGACGGCCACGUCGGCGAGCUUGGGACCCCUCAGGAGCUUGCCAGAGACCGGGACUCCCACUUCCGCGGCCUCCUCGUAAGCUCCAACCAGUUCGAUUUCUUGGAGAAGGCAGAAGCAUCGUCCUGACAGAGCCCACGGAUGAGCUCAAGGGUAGACAGGUACGCGUUGUAAGGUGCAAUAAUCUUGAUGCGUUUUGCGUAUUCGCUAAGCUUGCUUGGACAGCUCCAGCCACCAAGCCUAGCUCAUGUUGCAGAAGUUCUGCUCGAUUGCAGCGUUAGCCCCCCAAAGAGGGUCAAAGGCAAGCUCUUGACGUUGCAAAUUAACGCUUUCAAUAUUUUAGACUCCGUCGAGCGUCGACCAAGAAAUUGUCACAUUGAACGCCAUCGACGACCGCACAAAAUGAAGCAGAUGCUCCGCCCACAUACAAUCAAAGACAAUAAGCGAGUACCAAAGUCAGUCAAAGGCUGUCAUAAACCAGCGCCAGCAUCAUGCACCAGUAUAGGUAUGCAGUGAAGGACGCGACCUCGUUGUUAUAGAGCUCGUGUGGUUUAUAACGUGUUCUGUCGUUGCUUCAUUCGGGAGUGGACGCGUACGUGAGUGGAGGGAAGCAGAUGAGACAUAAAAUUACAGAACACCGCGCCAUGCCAAAAUGGAGUAGAGAUCUAGGUUGAGGCAUAAAUCGCCUUCAGCAUCUGGGCUGCAGUUCCGUCUAGGAUUCCCUGGUGAAGUUCAAACCAGCAGACCUUGGACCUUGGAGCAUCUUGGGCGCCGCCUCCGAGUCUAAAAUCUAUUAGUUUCUGCGCAGCGAGAAGUCUUUGCUUGUUGUUUUUUGGUGAGCUUCCCGAAGGGGAUCUCACCAAUUCGGAGAACUCGUCUUGCGCGGAGGGGCAUGCCAAGUGUCUGCCGCAUCCGUGCCGCUGGUCAGCCUCCCGAGCGGCGCCCGUUGCCCGGUGCCCGUGCAGGUGCUCGGCCAGCAGGCUGCCUCCCUGCGCACUCGGCGGCCGCAUCCGUGCCGGCGUGACGUCUUCGUGUUCCUCCCCUGCUCCAGAUCCCUGCUCCACGCCGCCUUGUCUCGUUCGAUUUGGGGGCGGGGGGAGGCGGGGGGGCGGGACGAAGUGCUGAAAGCCGUCGGGCCGGCGGGGACCGCGCGCGAGUGUUCGCCGAUGGGCCGGCAAAGCGGUCCAGCGAGCGUCGGCCGCCUCCGAGGAUCGCUCUUCUCUCCGUGCUGCCUUUAGGGCCAUCCCAAGCCGAGCCAGGCCACGCGCACCCCUCCGACCCCGUCCCUGCCCAACCUGGCGGGACGGCGUGGCUCCAGACGGCUUACGCAGGCCGAGACCCAGGCCCCCCGUCUGGGGCCGCCCGCUCUUCUGAGCCUGGAUAUCUGGCUCGGGCCCCAUCGCCGCGGGCUGAUGGACGCGUGUUUUUUUUGUUCUCUCAGAGGAGGUGCAUCACGUAAUAUUUCAUUCCUACCCGAACGACGCUUUGGUAUAUUUUGCAGUGCGCUUCGACGAUGCCAAGGUAGUGUUUUCAUCGCUCCCGCUCCGCUUGUUCUGGCAAGUGGCUUGCAUGUUCUUUCAGCAGCACCGCUGAUCGAGUUCUCGGUCAGUGCAGGUCUCUGUUUCACGUUGCUCGCGGUUGUUCGCACCUUGCCAUGACGUAGCAAAGGAAUGCUAGCAAGCGUGGCGGAGAUCAGCUGAGCUUUCGUUUCGAGAUUGCGGGGUGUUGUCUGACCUGCGAGACUACAGUGCAUGACGCUGAAAAUGCCAGGCAAGCGUUCCUUCUCGUGCUGCGCCUUGCGUUCCUCCAAGACGAA